AUGGCUGGAAGCGGAAACGUUGGUCUAUGUCCUGACUGGAUCUACUCCGACUCUUCCAACGUGCACGUUGCAAAAGACAAAGCCUGGUUCACAAGCUACCACCCUUUCCGAUCCAGCAUCGGCUCCGUCUACAACAUCGGUGACCCAAUCCAAGUCGUAGGAAUCGGCACAGUCGAGUUCGAAGUGAAGGCUCGCCCCCGCUCGUUCGGGACUUCCACCAUCCAACUCCACAACGUCCUGCACGCACCAAACUACAUCUGCAACGUCCUCGGCCGCCCAAUUACCAGCGUCUACACCAUCGGACUCGGCGGGUCGGUUCCCGAAGGCGGUCCGCCGUCGCGGGGUGGUUUGUUCCUGGCCGGAAGACAGGUCGCUCACUUCCAACCAGGACCGAUCGGUAUCUUCUCGCUCGCUGUUCCGCCGCCAGCAGGCAGGGCGUUCGGCGCAAGCCCGUUCAGGGUCGGCACGGCGUGGGUCGUGAGCUGUCACUGGGCCACCGCGGAGCGCGUGAGGUGGCAGGAACUUCGAGCGCUGGCUGCACGGGAGCUGGAGCCGCCCAAGUUUUCGCGCCCGUAUACGAUGCGGGAGCUGGAGUACGUGGAUGGGCAUUGGGGCACUGAGUUCGGCUUCUUGACGCUGUAUCGGUUGGGGAUAGGUGAUGAAAGGGAUCGGAGUGAGGGGAGGAGGAUCGUCCGAGCACUAAUGGCAGGGAGAGAUCCGGCUGCGAUGGAUGGAGAGAAGGAUGUACACAUCAACGGAAGGUUUGCGGACUACAAGGAUUCAAACAAGGGAGUUUUCCCCACUCACUCCCGGAGCCCUCGGGCGCAGGUAACGAGCCCUUUCUUGGGCGGAAACUGUUGA
Ascochyta rabiei is the source of this 861-nucleotide messenger RNA. RefSeq lists its product as uncharacterized. The transcript has 2 exons. Lineage: Eukaryota; Fungi; Ascomycota; Dothideomycetes; Pleosporales; Didymellaceae. The record is from RefSeq and is a predicted model, not a curated record. The coding region runs from base 1 to 861 and encodes 286 amino acids.